CGCCAAUUUUCGCGGGAAAUGUACAUCUUCCAGAAAUCCUUUCGAAUAUCCAAGUUUACCAUGUUGGAACGACCAUAAGAGUGAAACGUUUGUGCGAGAUUGUGCCACAAAUAGACCAAGGAUGGUCCAAAUAUUGAUAUCUAUGUAAGAGCUGUGUAUUUCCUCCGUCGAUCAUAGGGUUUUCUUAGUAACGAAUUUGUAUUUGCAACGAUGGUCGGAGUUCAUGUUGUAAACAGUUGUCGAUUGAGCAUUCUUUUUGUCUGCAUUGAACCGCAACUGACUGAACAUGCUUCAUACAGGUCCCAUGAUGUGGAUAACUGGACGAUAAUCGAACUUCAAGGAACGUUAGAGGCAAAAGAAGAAGUCAGUUUAGAAGGGAAAGCCAUCGGUGACUUACAUUUCGAUGGAAAGGUCGGUGGAUCGUGAUGUGAUGUUCGUUCGUUCGUUCAUGCAUUAAUUUACCAACGGCCUUUAUUUUAUGUUUUGACUUGCAAUCCUGCACUUAGCUUUUCUUUUUUGCCCAAGGAAGUUUGCUAAGAAUUUUAAAGUAAGUGUUGUUCGGUUUUUUUUUUGGGAAGGGUAAACGAUACAUUAUGUGGAUGAAAGCGUAGUAAAAUGAUUGCACUGAUUUCCCCUCUACAGCUAAGGGGACGGUCAUUUAUUAGGGACCUUUAGCAAAACAUGACGGCGACGGCAACGAGGAUGUGGCAAAAUAAAAGAUCCAAUGAGCAGAAAAGUAGCUCAGCACCUGCAUUCUGCAAAACAACAACGUGAAAUCAUCAAAAUUUGCGUGGCUUCUCAAUACCUUUUUUUGUGACUGCAUGAAAUUCUGCAUCCUUUUCAAUUAAAUUAUUCUCGCUUUAGAUCAUUAGCUUCAGUGAAUAUAUUUGUUUCUGUUUUAGAAACCUGUGAUAACGGAAUAUUCAAACUCACAUUUUGAGGAAGCUGUCACAUUUAACCCUUUAACGUCCCGAAGUGAUUAACUUGUAACCUCUCCCUAUAAUAUGCAUACAUUAUCCAACAAACAGGUUAUGAGAAUAAUCAAACUUAUCAGGUAGAAGUGUCUUGAUCUAACACUAAAUUCUUGUUUACAAGGAAAUGUCUAGCAGUUAGAUGGGAGAAUUAAUAAUUAGAUCUUUGGAGUUAAAAGGAUUUUAAAAAAAUUAGCAGUGGGUUGGCUAUAGGAGGGGAGCACUUGUUUGAGUAGAGAUGGGAAGUAAAGGAUUCAUGACAUCCUCUCAUUGACCUUAUAGGGAACACCCAUGCUUAUCAUUGGUCACCAUCUUCUCACUGGUAAGGUUGUUGAAUUAGACAAACCAUAUGCUGUGCUUUACAAGAAAACAAACAAUGAGGAUGAAGACAAUAAGGAAGGUGAAAUACACUAUGAUGUGUGUGCUCUAGUAAGGAAGAAAAUCAUCUUCAAGACCAGACCCAAGCCAAUUGUGUUUAAAAAUGUUCCAAUAACCAGGUGAUGUUGGAAAUUAACAUGGUUGCGCAAACUUGUUCAUCAGUGACAUUGUAAUAGGGAAAAGAUUAAUUGACGUCUAUUAGAUUUUGAAACAUUACUGGAUUCUUCAACUCCUCAGAGUGACUAGCAUCUAAAUUUUCCUCACAAUAUCACCCCUGAAUUACACAUCGAGGGAGUGAAAUCAAAGGAAAUGAUCACCAACUAAGGAAGCUCUUGAUUGUUAAACCAAUCCUCCUUUUCAGCACUCAGGAAAUGUACAGAGAACAGUAUGGAGAAUAUGAAUGCUGAUGUUAGGGUGUAAAGGGUGAAAAAAUUGUGAUAUCUGUACUCUAUUACAACUUAAUAUCAUUUGUGGAACCUAUGACAAUCAAAAUAACUUAAUUUUUAUAGAAAAUACAUUUUCACAAUGGCGUCAUUUGAUGAUUACCAGAAUCCUUCCUUUUCCUGUGAAAGUGUCAUCAUCUGUUUAACCUCAAUUGGUUAAUUAAAUUAAAAUCUAAAAGGAAACCGGAAUGAACAAUGGUAUUUACAAUCAAAUGACAACAUCAUAAAAAUGUCCUCUCAUGUUUGUUUAAACUU
Molecule: messenger RNA, 2047 nt
Organism: Pocillopora meandrina
Lineage: Eukaryota; Metazoa; Cnidaria; Anthozoa; Scleractinia; Pocilloporidae
Source: the annotation of a GenBank genome assembly